This is a messenger RNA of Struthio camelus australis, 7153 nucleotides long. The record is from RefSeq and is a predicted model, not a curated record. Lineage: Eukaryota; Metazoa; Chordata; Aves; Struthioniformes; Struthionidae.
UGCCGUCCUCAUGAAAGCCUGAAUUUAAUCACAUGGCUACUUGCAAUCUUUGAAAAGCAAGGCAUCACCUUGCUUUCUAAAAGUCACUGCAUGAUUUCAGAGGUAGGAAUCCAAACAAUACAGUCUCUCCUUCUUCCAGGGUACGCUGCUCUAAAGCUGUAUAUGCCCAGAAUUUAAGGAAAGUUGAACACAACCCAUUGCAGGCAGCCCACUGUCUGAGCCACGCUAGGACUGAUGCCGGUUACCUACCUCCUCGACCUGUGCGUGUUGUCCGACAGUCCAAACAAGCACUGGGGCAGGCAGAGGUCACAGGCUCAGCCUCUACAGAGCACCAAUCUUGCCAGCCAGGUGGCUGGCUGCUAGUUCAGAUGUGAUGCACCAGUUGUCAUCCUUCCUGAUCAUCUCAGCUUUUUCCUGAUGUGGUGUAAAGACUGGCAGCAGGCUGCAGCAUGUUUUUAAUGCUACAGGUGCACAAACUUAGCCUGUGUCACUAUGAAGCACAGCCCUUUCCCUCUAGGAUUUGUCUGUCUGGUGCAGUUGAUUGGCAGAGAGAUCGGGAUGACUAGAUGGCACACUUGGUGCUUGGCAGUCACAGUGAUGAAACAACUUACCAGCUAUCACAGAUGUUACAAUUCACAGGGCCGCACAACUAGGGGAAAGAGAGGGGAGACAAGAGUAUGCACAAAGUCUUUGGGUCUGCCUGGUGCUGAGGGCUCUGAACACCAGUGGUGCAUACAGCUUAGAUGCUAGAGAUCCAGCAGUGAGAUAUGCUUUAGAGACAAAGUGGAGGAGGGGGCCUUGGCAGGGAUGUAAGAGAUGAAAUUGGGGUCCUAGUUUGAACAGAGAAGAGCAAGAGAUAGAGAGCAGGGCAAGGAAGAUACAGCAUUGGGGCCUACUAGGGGGAAUCACAGCAGGAAAGGCAAUACAGCUUCUAGAGACAAUGUUAGCAUCUCCAAUAUAAUGCAGGCUUUCUUAAUUUUUUAGAAAGGCGAGUAGGAGCUCAGUUUGAGGCCAUGAGAGAGCAGAUCCCAGAGUUUGGACUUGCCACAGAAAAUGCUCUCUACCAUUUGCGUGCAUUUGAGAAUCUGCUGGUGGUUGUGCUACUGGCUCUUCCACAGGUGCCCUGGUAUAAUGGGCCUCCACAGACUCACUGUGUGCAGUGUGGGACAUGGUACUUCACUUGCUACCUAUUUCUGUAUGCCUUUGCAUCAAGCCACAGACCCACAAUGGUUCUGGAAAAGCGCUCUCUGUCCUGGAGAGCUAAGCAUGGAGGGAGCCAACUGGUUUGUCACCUACUGAAGAUGGAGACUAAUUUAUCAUGAGUAUUAGUAAAAUUAAUAUUCUAAAAAUCUACUGCAAUUAUUUUCCGUUACUGAUCAAAACAAAUACCAAACAACUGCAUCCACUUGACUGGUAGCAAAUACUACAGAAACAGACACUAAUAUGAAUCUUCCAUUUUACUGUGUCAAUACACAGCAUUAUCCAUCAUGGAGACUAUUCAUAUACCCAUGUACUGCAAAGUGAAAGAAUGCUUUCAUCCUGGUUUUAUCAUUUCUAGAUUUAAUCACAGUUUUUCUAUUUCCUUCAGUCAGCAGAUCAGGCCCACAAUUUUCCCUCCAAAUGACAGGCAAUUCUUUUAAACACACUGAAUUAUUUUUUCCAGGUGGUGGUUCAGUUAAAAUUAAAUGUUACUCUUUCAUUUUGCUCAGUAGUACAGCUGUAGCACACAAGGAAAGGUGAGAACUUUAAUGUGGUAUUUUCGCUAACUUGAAAAAUCUCAUUUAAAUAGAAGACUGUUUUAAUUCACAGUGUGAUUUAUUUGAAAUGAGCACUGGCACCCAGCAUCACUUUUGCCUCUUGAGAUGAUGUAAGGAACCACUGAGAAGAGAGUGUGGUUAAACCACUGCCAUGUGAGUGAGGCCACAGGUCGGUGUCUAGGCUCUACCGCAAACACUCACAAAUCACAGCUACACAACAGAAUUACAGCAUGAUUAUCUGAGCUCACUCAACCAACCUAAAUCCUCCUCAUGCUCCAAAAUCAAAUCAGCACUGGAAAGUUUGGGUUUUGUUGUUGUUGUUUUUUUUUUAAUCUCUGUGUCUUGAUUCCCCAGCAGCUGAUGAAGCAGCUGAAGCAGUAUUGCCUCCACUCCCCACUCACGUCAAAGAUUCUGGUCUCCUGGAAUGCAGAGCAGGGGCUCACAACUGGCACAGAAAGACUCCCAAUCUCCAUUGCUGCACUUAAGUAGCCCUGCAGUGUGAGGAAAUAACUAGACAAGAUGUGAGGAGAAUGUGAGGAAGGAGACUCAUACUAAAACAAUGCUCAUCACCGUUUUGCUACAAUGAUAAAAUGCCCCUGGAGCCAACAGAUGUUUCACUAUUGUAGUAUUAAACUGGAUGAUCAUAUCAUAUGAAAUCUUUCAGUUUUCUUUAGUUUGUCCACAUAGGGUCAGCUAAAAACCAAAGUUAAGGUGAAGAACAGAGGAAGGUCAAAUUAAUCCCCACCUAACUAUAGGACCUCAUUGGAUAAAGUCCAGCAGGAGUAGCCACAUGCUCAAAAUUAACUGCAUGCUUAUGUACUAUGUUGAGUGAAGCUUACAUGGAUGAAUAAAACAAAAUCCAAGAUACUCAUGUUUAUUUGAUCAAUGUACAGCAAGUAGGUCAGGUAAUUUCUUUUGGCAGGAAUCACAUACACUAAAGCAUCAAUCUUGAACAAAAAUCACAUUCUAGAAUUUUACAAAUUGGUAAAAAACUCAAAAUAUAGGUAUAGUUGUUAGAGAUUAAAGCAAAAUAAAUCCACAUUUAUGGAUUUGCUCUGUCAGCCCUUAUAUGAGGCUGCUUAGUCUAACCAUGGAACAACAGUGACUCCCAAUGACCAAAAGUAUAAUUCUUUCAGUUCUUAUAUUUAUUUGUCAGUAUUUCAUCUUGCCAUCUUGCUUGUCUCUGAUAGCUUAUUUACCUUUUUGAGCAAAUCUCAGCAGAUCUCUCUGCCAAGAAAGCUUUGAUUUUAAACUUCAAAAUUAAGAGACUAGCAAAGAACUGUUGAUUUUUCUCCUCAGAAUAUUCUGCUCUUAAUUUGUAUACAAAAAAAUUUGACAAGAAGAAAACGACCUGAAAUGCUCAUGUCUGAGACCCUGAGGACACGCGGAAAUAAGUGUUGGAAACACUCCCAUUAUUGCAAUAUUGACUAUAUGUAUCGAUCCAAGGCCUCAGUGAAGCACAUAACUAACUAGCCUAUAGUGUUUUUCAUAACUGAUUGUGAAAAUUACUCACAAAGUAAAAUUAACAUUUUCCCUCUUUUCUGCUAUCCUGAAACAGGUCCUGAUUGUUUCAGUUCCAAGAGUCUUGCACUGCAAGCCCAGAAAAAGAUCCUGAGUAAAAUGGCAACCAAAACCAUGGCUAACAUGCUAAUUGAUGACACAAGCAGUGAAAUCUUUGAUGAGCUAUACAAAGUAACAAAGGAACACACAAGAAACAAAAAAGAAGCUCAUAAAAUUAUGAAGGACCUGAUUAAAGUGGCAAUAAAAAUUGGGAUCCUCUAUCGAAACAAUCAGUUCAACCAAGAAGAGUUGGAAAUCGUAGACAAGUUCAGGAAGAAGCUGAAUCAAACUGCCAUGACAAUUGUCAGUUUCUAUGAGGUAGAAUACACUUUUGAUAGAAAUGUUCUUGCAGAACUUCUGAAUGAAUGUAAAGACCUUGUGCAUGAACUAGUAGAUCGACACCUGACACCAAGAUCCCAUGGGCGCAUCAACCAUGUUUUCAACCAUUUUGCAGAUGUGGAAUUUUUAACUGCCCUGUACAGCCUUGAUGGGGAUUGUCGGCCAUACCUCAAAAAGAUUUGUGAUGGUAUCAACAAACUACUUGAUGAGAAAGUCCUUUGAAACUUCACUUAGAAAAGAAACCAACCAAAAACUUCUGUCUAGAACUGGCCACUCGUCAUGAGCUGUGGUGAGCAUGUGAGCUUCCUUCUUACCGUUCUCUUACUACAGUCUCCAGCAGGGAACGUGCUCACUUGGCUCAUGAUGAAGUGGAAAACUUAAAUCUGAAAGCUAUCAAUUUUAAUGUUUUGUGCACAGACAAUUCAGUUUUUGCAAGGAGUGGAGUGAACAAGGCUGUUGGUAUAGAUUUUUCAAAAAUGGAUUGCUACUCAUCAUAACCUUACUAGCUUUGUGUUGGAAGGUUAGUAGGUGAAAAGAAACUAAACUCAAACACAGGCUGCGUGAAAAUAGAUGGGAAAAGGCAAGAAAGCAAUGCAUGCAAUUUACCCCACGCUGCUCUUGGUGUGUAUGAUUUUAUUGUUUCCACGCUAACUGAAAAGGCUUAAAGACAAAGUAAAGCUAUAAUAGAUUAAGCUCGCUCUUUUCAUCAGGAUCAGGAAUCAAUACAAGAAUGCCCUUCUGAUUUUAUAUGUGAUUUUUACAUGUGAUUUAAGUCUAAUCGUAGAUAACAAAUAGUACAAAUUGAUUAGAAGCAUGAGAAAGUUUAAAAAGCUGCUCUGUGAAGCAAUAUUCCCAUUUAAGAUUUAUGUUUUAUUCCCUUCUGAUAAGGGAGAGAAGCUUCCAUUUUGAUUUUGAAAAGCAUCUCAGUGGUUCAAGCUCAAAGAUAACCAGAAAACUACAUAAGGUAAUACAACAUUGGUUCCCUCACUCUCAGGCUUUGUGUAUUUGUUAAUAUCAAAUGAGUUUAGCCUGAAGGUUAUGGUGUCGUUUAUGCUUUUACUGUUUUGCCUGCCAGAGCAAAAUAUCCUUGGUGAAGACUUUGAAACUGCACUUAUGAAGAGGAGUGCUACUAAGAAACCAAUAGAUCUACGAAGCAACGUUUACAUGUCAUGUCUGCAAAAGACAAUAUUCAGCCUAGGGAAAACUCUUGGUGUAACACAUCUAUUAUAGUUAAUUUGUGCUUACAGUAAAACACAAAGAGUUGUGACAAACAAGGAGCCCAGUCUGCUAGUCUUGCAGUGCCAUCAAAAUGUAGUCUAUCCACUGCCUUCUUAAGAGAACACCAGUGAGCUUCAUGAAGAACGUAUUAAUUAUCAUACACUCUUUAAAAUAAUGAAUAAAUACAAACAAACAGAAAUAAGGUAAAAAGAGACACUGCCUAAAACAUCAUAAGGGUUUGUAUAGUAUAACACCUGAGGGAAGAUUCCUGUUAUAAUCUGCACUCGCAGAAGACAGGAGAAGACCCUAUGAUCUAGUAUUUAACAGCAGCUAAUUCCAGCUCUGUUACUAACCCAUACAUAGUCUCUGGCAAAUUGUAACUUUCCUGUGGCUCAGCAUCACAGUCUUAAGUCCUCCACUUUACAAAGUAUUCCGAAAUUAUCAGAACACAUCAAAUAAGAGCACAGCUCCUUGAUAACAAAGCGAAAACUGAGGCUAGGCCAGUGCUAAGGCAAUGCUGAAAGAGGUCAGAACUGAACUUUGGGAUGCUUUUUGUGUUUGGGGAAAGGGCAAAUACGCUGACGAGUCACCUGAAGGCCAGCGUUAUUGUGGUAAGAUUUUUUUAGAGUCAUUUUGCAAAUUACACUCAUGUUGUACACAUUAAUCUGUGCUGUAGGGUACUAGAGAAAAUGCAAAAUCCUUGUUGACUUUAUAGCAUGACAUUUGGGAUGCUAAAUUUCCACUGAAGUAAGGCAGUAAAAAUCCAUUUAAGAGAACUCUCCUAAGAUAUCGAAGCUAGAGACAGAACUAGAAUUGCCCUGAGCCAUGACUAGUUGGAAUGUUUUCAGUGACUUUUUUUUUUUUUAAAUAAACAAAAUAUACUGCUGUGUUGAAACUGAAAACAGUUUGUAAAGAAAUAUUACUUUCUGUAAAGUUUUGCUAAGAUUAAGGGAAACAAAGGGAGAACCAGAGCAGAGCAGAUACUCCAGCUUGCUGCUUUCAAAAUCUUCCAGCUGCAUCAAAAAUGCUGGCUGAGCCAAACUACAUUCAGAAAUCCCUCCUCUCCUUGCCCUCUAGGUCUUAUCCUCCAAGCUUACCUCAAUCUACUAACACUUCAGUGUCACGUAGCAUCUCCUUUUAGAUGACACACAGGUAACAGAUAAUCUUGAAGGCAGGAGGUAACGCUUUCCGUAUUGUGUACAUUAUACAGAUACAUCUACUUUAAAAUUGACAAAGAAAAAGAAAGUGUAUUGGAAAGCUGUUUCUGCCUAAGAAAAAAUUCCAGAAUUGGUCACCUCAGGAUAACAGAAAACUGUAUUUUCCCCUUUAAACUCUGUUAAAUACUACCAUAGUAGAAAAACUUUUCAAAAUUGUAAUCUUGUUCUCCUGUCCUUCCUUAUCUGAAAUAACUACAGUGUGUCUCUCACAACAACAAUCCAAAUUUUAACUAUUGCACUUGCCUUCAUAUAGUAGGGAAUACACACAUCCGAAUCACUUAUCCACUGGAGUUGGGCUAGAAGCAUUUUUAUCUGCUCCAAGAGAACACAUUUUGGAGUGCAGGAGACAGCAAAAAUGGCAGCACCAGACAUUACCAGAGCAGUUUGCAAUUUUCCCAUCUAUUUCUCAUAAAACUGUAAAACAUACAUUUACGAGCAAUGAAUGUGGACUGUCCCCUUGUAGCACAGCACAAUAAUGACAUACGUACAUUUGGGGUUAAAAGUUCAUUAAGAUUUGCCUUUCAAGGUUGCAAGUUUAGACAUUUGCCAGAGCCACAUUUACAUGCACCAUUAGCGGCAUUCUUCCCCAGAGCAUGUACUUGUCAAUUGAUGCUUUUGAACAGUAUUUAUUGUAUCCAAUACACCUGUCGCAGUGCACAUGUCAGAUUUUGGAUGUUUGUUUCACUUGUGGCAAACAAAUAUGUAGGUUCUUUUUUUUAAAGUCAGAAGACAGACAUGAAUCAACAUUCAAGAUAUCCAAAAGGAAAGGGAUAUCUGGUGUAUGUGAUUUUCUUUUUGUGUGUUGCAACUAUCAAUAGUCAGAUUCUGAUAUUUUAGACAAACAGCCAAACAUCUGUCAUUUUAUUUAUAAAUCUGAGUAGCCUUAAGGAAGGAAAAUGUUUUGAAGUACUUCUCAUACUCGCAUAUCCUGUAUAUUCAUUGUUAACUUUUGUAUUGUGGCUUGGUAUGUAAUAACAUUGCUAAACUAUUGGCAAUGUUCAGGUCACUCAAAGUAUAUGAUGCAUUAUCAUAUUUGUGGAUUAAAAACGUGUGAUUAGUGCC